This is a messenger RNA of Nicotiana tabacum (common tobacco), 903 nucleotides long. Lineage: Eukaryota; Viridiplantae; Streptophyta; Magnoliopsida; Solanales; Solanaceae. The record is from RefSeq and is a predicted model, not a curated record.
UUUACUUCCGAUGUGACCGAAUCAGAAUUUUGAACUUUCAACGUCUCUGAGAGGGAACUUGCUACUUGCCCCUACAAAUACAAAUUACUAUAAUAGCUAUUAGUAAUACUAUUUCAGAGUUUUGAUCACACAGCAUUGACAGCCAUGACUAUUACUACUUUCGACGUUCCCUUCUUUGGUGAUCGAAUCCUAACAACAGUCACAAACAGCCCAGGCUAUGUUGGCGAUUGGAUCUGGGAGAUCGAAGCCGUCCAUGCGCGUCGCCUUGACCGCCUCGUUGUUGGACUUGAUAUCGAGUGGCGACCCACUUUCAACCGUAAUCAACAAAGCCAAGUUGCAAUUCUUCAGCAUUGCGUUGGCCGCCGCUGUCUCAUAUUUCAACUCCAACACUGUUUUUACAUUCCUUUAUUUUUAUCCGUUUUUUUGUGCAAUCCCAGUUACACCAUUGUUGGGGUUGGAAUCGAGAAUGACGUUGAAAAGUUGGAGAAGGAUUAUGGGAUACGUGCGGGUAAUGUGGUUGACUUAAGGCAUUUGGCGGCGGAUUCUUAUGGCAUGAGGGACCUGAGAAAUGCUGGUUUAAAGAAGCUGUGCCAAGUUGUUCUUGGAAAAGAAAUGGAAAAGCCCAAGCAUAUUACUUUGGGUAAAUGGGAUAACGAAGAGCUCAGCGCGGAGCAAGUGGAGUAUGCUUGUAUUGAUGAUUUUGUUUCUUUCGAGAUUGGAAGAAACAAUCUUAUUUAUUUUAAAACAUGACGGGUUGAUUUAAGCUGCUAAGUGGGCGUAUGGCCAACCGGCCCCUAAAUAAGGUUUUGGUUUGGAAUUUGGACUGUGAUCUAUAAAGGUGCACCGUUCUAAAUGCAGAUUAGGAUUCUUAUAUUUUAAGAGUAAUUUUGAAUUGUUGUUGCU